GAUACCGGGUUCUCCGCGAGAUCCCGAGAUAUUCUCCCCGCACGGAAGCGACGACUGGCCUGGCCAGAGGACUCGCGUGGGAGCGAGGUGCCGGCCCCGACAGGACGGUGAGCCUACCCGUAUAUUACAAGAAAUCUCAAGUCAAACACUGGAAAAGAUGUCAGAAGAUUCAGAAAAGGAAGACUAUUCAGACAGAACAAUCAGUGAUGAAGAUGAAUCGGAUGAGGAUAUGUUCAUGAAAUUUGUAAGUGAAGAUCUUCAUCGGUGUGCACUUUUAACAGCUGACUCUUUUGGUGAUCCCUUCUUCCCCCGGACUACACAGAUACUAUUAGAAUAUCAGCUAGGGAGAUGGGUGCCACGUCUUCGUGAACCAAGGGAUUUAUAUGGUGUCUCUUCUUCUGGUCCAUUGAGCCCAACACGGUGGCCAUACCACUGUGAAGUCAUCGAUGAAAAAGUCCAGCAUAUUGUAACAGUGACGAGAGAAUGAGAGCAGAAGAGACCCAAAAGGAAGAGGAAAGCAAGACCCCGUCGGGCCACUGCUUCUCAGUGUCACUUCCAGCCGCAUGUGCUCAUUCCACUCAACUUGGUUCCACCUCACCUAACUAGAAAACCCUUCUGUCACAUCUUUGCCACACCUUUUUUUUCCUUAAAUUUCCUAGCCCUCACUUUCAGCCGUCAUUUUGCCCUCAGUCACAGGAGUCACCAUCAGCAGCUCAGAGUGGGGAGAGUUUCUAUUUUCCUUGGUUGCUUGGUAAUCCCCCACUAUUACUGCUGAGGUUCUUUCAGAUGUGGGCAGCUGUGUUUCUGGCCUCUUCUAUUGAAAUUCUAAAUAUAGUUUCUAACCAAAAUAUUGUUGUAAGAGUGGCUAGAGUUUGUGGUUCCUCCUUUCAGAUAUCUUACAUAAUAAAUAGACUUUGGGCCCUGUGAAUCCAGCCUCCACCCUGGUGAAGGUGCAACCUCUCUCAGCAUACGUUUCCCAAGAUCCCCAGAGUCAUGAUGUCACACAGCUACUGGUCACACUAUCUGUGCAAGGUAUAGUCAUGCUGGAUAAAAGCUUUAUUUUGGGCUAUGCCACUGUUCUUUUAUUUUCAGUCUGUGCCCCUGAAAUUUUUGCAAGCUCUGCUGGCCCUCAAGCCAACUGGAACACCCAAUACAAUACAUCCUUGUGUAGGAAGAAUCAAAAAUCUUCUCCCACAUGUGUCCUUGAUGGCUUUUUCCACCUUUGCUUGCUAGCAUUUCAGAAAGUUUACUUCCCACAGUCUUACAUAUUGCUCUAGACCUUGCUUUUGUCACUUGACUAUUGCAAAGAUUUUACAAAUUUGGAUAUUUGAAAGGACUUAUAAGACUUCACAGAGCAUUCUUCUGUGUGGCUUUUAUUCAAAGGCACAGGAUACGGUGCAGCAAGAGAAAGAUACUGUGGCAAGCAUUGGGGCCCAGGUGCAAGCUUUCCAGGGGCCUUAUUCACACAUAGACUGCCUGUCUUCAGACUGAAACACCAAGAUCUAUGUGAUACAUCUUAGCUUCAGAAAACCUCAAGGCAAAAGUUCCCAUCUGGGUUUUUAGACCCCUGUAGUCAUGACAUCAAGCCAGGCUGUCUUCCUGAUUCUGCCAAAUGAAAACCAUCAGUAAACAAACUGGCCAUGCGGGGGACAUGAAACUCUCAGGGGGAGUUUCAGACAGUAAACAGCACAUCAUUAAUCUUACUGUUCUUAUCUUGGCCAAGAGUCAAAGCUGGACAGCCAGAAUUCCCCAGAGGUAAAAAUAGAGCUUUUCCAGUCCAGCUAUAAAUUAACUCUGUCUUACACAGUCAUCUAUCUUGAAAGACUUUCCAUAUCAGUUUAUAUAUAUUAGUCUCCUUUUUUAUAAACUGGUACAUCAGAUUUCAUUAAAUGGAUGAAUCAGAAUUUCUUUAACUGGUACCUUAUUAAUGAAUUUAAGGGGUUUCCAGUCAUUGGCUCUGACAAACAGAACUGCAUAAAUAUCCUUUUAUGUGUGGCCUAAUGCAUAUAUACGUACAUAUUUUGGGGGUACAUUCCCAUAAUUUCUGAUAUAAGGAUACUGUCAAAUUUUCCUCCAAAAAGAGUUGCAUCAAUUUAUUGUCAUAAAAGCAAAUAGUUUAUGAGUGUGGUCAGGGGUCCUCAAGACAACUCAUAUUCAACGAUUUGCUACAAAGACUUGCAGAAUUCAGAGAAGCCAUUAUACUCAUGGUUAUGGUUUAUUAUGUCCCUGAAAGGACACAGAUUAAAAUCAGCAAAGGUAAAUGGCGUAUAGCAGUGGUCCCCAAACUUUUCGGCACCAGGGACCAGUUUCGGGGAAGAUAAUUUUUCUGUAGAUGUUGGGGGAUGGUUUUGGGAUGAAACUGUUCCACCUCAGAGCAUCAGGCAUUAGUUAGAUUCUCAUGAGGAGCACACACAACCUAGAUCCCUUGCAUACACAGUUCACAAUAGGGCUUGUGCUCUUAUGAGAAUCUAAUGUUGCUGCUGAUCUGACAGGAGACAAAGCUCAGGUGGUAAUGGUCGUUCGCCCACUGCUCACCUGCUGCUGUGUGGCCUGGUUCCUAACAGGCCAUAGACCAGUACUGGUCCAUGGCCUCAGGGUUGGGGACACUUGCUAUGCGGCAGGGUCCAGAUGAGACCUAGCACAAGCUUCCAGUUGUUUUCUCCCUGUGGAGUCUUAGAAACAGCACUUAAUUCUCCCAGCCAUAAUGUGAGAUAAUAUGAAGUGCUGCAAAUCAGGGAAGCUCAUCUAGCUUUGAUGUCACUGGUUUCUAUUGCAGGUUGGUUAUAUUUACAUUCAGUGCCCACAUGGCUGACCUUAGUUACUUAGUCUCUGGCCUUUCCAGGGGUCAAAAUUGAUACUGUGUGUCCAAGGCCUCUACCACCACCACCACCACAAUAAAUCAAUUGUUAGCAUAAACUACUAUCUGACAUAGCCCAAGGUCCCAGGUAGACAAAGAUACUCUUAAUGAGGCAAGGUAUUCCAAGGCAUCAGAGGCUAUCUCCCAAGAGUUUAGCAAGGUCCAAACCUUUACAAUGUGCAAGGUUUGGACAACCAAGGCCUGCUGAGUUAAUCAUUUACACACAGGCUACCCACUGUCCCUUGGCCUAGGCUGUCUUUAACAAAGAGCCUAGUUUGUAACUAGUAUAAUUAUCUCCUGUUUUAAUAUUCUGCUAUUUAUACAUUUUAACAAACUUGUACAUAAAUAUUCAGCAUAGAAAUUAACUCAUAAUUAAGUAGAUCCAGUUCUUACUCAGCCCAUUUUUCAUUGAUAUUACAUACCAAGGAGGCCGUGAUUCAAUUUUCCAAUACAUUUGAUCAUCAUCAUAUGACUGACUUACCUAAGGGAGAGGAAUCAUACCAGCAAUACCAAUGUUACACUGUAUCUGCAGUAUUGUAGUAGAUGUAACCUGAAAAAUAAGAAUCAAAAGAUAAUGGCUCAUUACCUCUGUCAUUAACUAUUAAUUGGUCCAGUUCAUCAUUAUAUCUUAUGACCAGAAUGUCUCCCAGAGCAAUGCCACUCAAGUUUGCAGGCUUCCAUUCAACCUUUUCAGCUUCUAAGAGUAAGGCUAGUCUUAGAAAACUGACUUCACCUUUUUGGGCAUCUAGGAUAAUUAAGCUAAGAGACUACAGUCUCUUGCUCUGAGCCUCUCUCAAAACACCAGUGUAAUACUAGAUUUUCCUCAUUACCUAUUUCAUUUAUUUAUUCCUGUGCCUUGGCUAUUUCUCCUAUUUUUCACUUGUCAUAAUUUUUUACCCAAACAUUUUCACCUUUGGAAGAGUUGUUAGGCUUAGCCACUGUCCUGGUCUAGAUUGCCAGCAGUAAUACCAGUCUAGCUCGUGCUUCCUUUCAGCUCAUUCCCUUUUAUUUAGAGUAAGGAUAUAUAGGUACAGAACUAGUGGGCUAUCUUGACCACCAGGAAAUACAGCUGCAUUCACUAUCAAUCUGAAUUUUGCCAGGUGGGGUGAAGACACAGUCCACCCCGUUAGGCCCAUAGCAAUUCUGACAUAAAGGUUGAAAGGUAAGUUUCUUGCUUAAGAAUGAUUCCUGUUUCUAGCACCUGCAGUCUCCAACCACUGCCCCAGGCUGGAAAAAAAAAAGAAAAGUUGAGGAGACUGGAGAAAUCAUUUUGUAGUUUGUACCAGUGUCCUCCUCCAUCCCUUCUCCAGAUCCACCAUAAAAGAAAAA
Molecule: messenger RNA, 4186 nt
Organism: Pan troglodytes (chimpanzee)
Lineage: Eukaryota; Metazoa; Chordata; Mammalia; Primates; Hominidae
Gene: AGBL3
Product: AGBL carboxypeptidase 3
Exons: 5
Coding region: 158-487 (109 amino acids)
Biological process (GO): proteolysis
Molecular function (GO): metallocarboxypeptidase activity; zinc ion binding
Source: RefSeq, a predicted model, not a curated record